Molecule: messenger RNA, 1373 nt
Organism: Vollenhovia emeryi
Lineage: Eukaryota; Metazoa; Arthropoda; Insecta; Hymenoptera; Formicidae
Product: odorant receptor 98a-like
Exons: 4
Coding region: 37-1242 (401 amino acids)
Biological process (GO): sensory perception of smell; detection of chemical stimulus involved in sensory perception of smell
Cellular component (GO): plasma membrane
Molecular function (GO): olfactory receptor activity; odorant binding
Source: RefSeq, a predicted model, not a curated record
UGACAUCGUCACAAUUUUCUUGAGAUCGAAACUAGUAUGUCGCCGGGCAUAAAGACAAGUUGGAACAGCGGCAUGGACUAUGGCUUCUCAGUGAUAAGGAAUAUGAUGUGGAUAGUCGGUGUGUGGCCUUUGCAGCAGGACGAUAUAGUUUGCACAUUUCGCUGGUGUAUCAUAUUCAUUGUAGAGUCUCUCACAGUGAUCAGUCUGCUGAUAGAACCUUUCAAGAACUGCGGUGACACCAAAGACGCUCUGGAUGUUUUUCUUAUAAUAGAAACUAGCUUUCACGCGUGGAUAAACAUAGUCUUUGCGCGUAUUUAUAUGAAAAAGAUUGUCAUCAAUGUGAGUUCUGCAAUUGACGAUUGGUCGUCCUCGUCGACGGAGAAACAGUCUUAUCUAAUAAUGACGGGAUAUGCACGAAUAGGUCGAGUGAUCACUGUGUCUCAAUUGAUAAUUGGACUUCUAGCCGCUGUCGUAUACUUUACCACUAUUAUCGUCGGAAAUCAACAACAGGUCGUAACUAUUGAUAAUAAUACAGUAACUUUAUGGAAUUUUGUUCUUCCGUCAACAUGCCUGUUCCGAGGGAUUUCAUAUUCUACAUAUAAGGCGCUUAUCCUCAUGCAAAUAUUACAGUCGUUUCUAAUCUACAUAGCAGAAUGCGCAAGCGAUUGCUUCUUCUUUGCUAUUACCAUGCACCUCUGCGGCCAGCUAGAGCUCUUGAGGAUUUGCUUUGUUGAACUCGUUGGAAAAAAAACUGACGGGAAGAAUAAUUAUCGCAGCAUAUUGGGUUCUUGGAUCAGAAGGCACUACAAACUAAUAAUGCUGGCUAAAAAUAUUGAAGACGCCUUUAAUCUUAAUAUUUUAAUUCGUUUAUUAAUAACUACCGUUGUCACUGCAGUUUCAGGGAUGCGUAUUAUUGUAUCCGUUAAACACAAUGAUUAUACUAAUGUAGUUAAAAGUAUGAUCUUCGUCCAGUUUUUCAUCGUACAAUCUUUCUUGUUCACGCACGCCGGCGAAACAUUGCAGAAACAAAGCGAAUCGAUCGUUUCGGCAAUAUACAACACAACGUGGCACGAAUUGCCGCCCACCAUAGUAAAGGAUUUGAUAUUUAUUAUGAUGAGGACGAGGAUCCCUCUUCAACUCACUGCUGGAAAAUUUUUUUAUAUUACUCGAAGUACUACGACAGAUAUUCUGAAAGCUGCUUUGACAUACAUAUCAUUUUUACAGGUGACAAUGAAAGAAUAAUCCAAAUAUUUUAUGGAACUGUUUGUUUAUCAUAUCACAUGACAUGUAGAUAAUAGCGUGUAGAUAAAUGAAAAACAAAAUAUAUUUAUAUAUUUCAGUAUAUUUAUGUCAUUUUUUUCUCGGACCGUAUU